Messenger RNA from Closterium sp. Yama58-4, 810 nucleotides. The record is from the annotation of a GenBank genome assembly. Lineage: Eukaryota; Viridiplantae; Streptophyta; Zygnematophyceae; Desmidiales; Closteriaceae.
AUGAGGAGCGAGGAGGGCACACUACACAUGAGGAGCGAGGAGGGCACACUACACAUGAGGAGCGAGGAGGGCACACUACACAUGAGGAGCGAGGAGGGCACACUACACAUGAGGAGCGAGGAGGGCACACUACACAUGAGGAGCGAGGAGGGCACACUACACAUGAGGAGCGAGAAGGGCACACUACACAUGAGGAGCGAGGAGGGCACACUACACAUGAGGAGCGAGAAGGGCACACUACACAUGAGGAGCGAGGAGGGCACACUACACAUGAGGAGCGAGGAGGGCACACUACACAUGAGGAGCGAGGAGGGCACACUACACAUGAGGAGCGAGGAGGGCACACUACACAUGAGGAGCGAGGAGGGCACACUACACAUGAGGAGCGAGGAGGGCACACUACACAUGAGGAGCGAGGAGGGCACACUACACAUGAGGAGCGAGGAGGGCACACUACACAUGAGGAGCGAGGAGGGCACACUACACAUGAGGAGCGAGGAGGGCACACUACACAUGAGGAGCGAGGAGGGCACACUACACAUGAGGAGCGAGGAGGGCACACUACACAUGAGGAGCGAGGAGGGCACACUACACAUGAGGAGCGAGGAGGGCACACUACACAUGAGGAGCGAGGAGGGCACACUACACAUGAGGAGCGAGGAGGGCACACUACACAUGAGGAGCGAGGAGGGCACACUACACAUGGCACCACAGAGCACAGCAGGGCGGGCUGACCUUGUGCCUUCCGAGGAGCCUGGCAGUGGCAGAGCAGUGGCACAGCAGUGGCAGAGCAGUGGCAGAAAGCAAUGA